CAACAACUAGAACUUAUUAGUCUAUUUAGUUCCGUACCUUUUUUCAAAUCGCAAACCAACAUUAAACAAUUGAAUCUAUCAUUUCUGCGCUUCUACGAUAUCAGUCCGAUUUUCCCCCAAGGUUGUUGUCAUACGAGACAGCAAUAAAAUCGCUAAGUGAGUUUAUUGACUCCGAGUACCGAAGUCUACCUCGAGGUCAAUUUCCUUGUUUGUUAUUUGCCGUUCGUAAGGUGCAGUGUGCCCAGCCACAAGGCCUUACGCGUAAGUAAUUCACGUCGACAUUCAGGAACCUUAUCAAGACAUAUUGAGAUUAUUCUCAAAUAAUCCUGCACUUUAUUUUUUUUUCUUUAUGCCGGUCCAAAACUUGAUGCGACACAACUAUGGCCGAACCAAAGAAGAAAGGGCUAUGGAGCGGUCUGAUCCGCAGGAUUAGCAACGCUCAGGGAACUAACCGACUGGAGAAGCAAUCACCUUCAAGACGGGCUAGCGACGGUGAUGUAGGUUCUCGAAGACGGCGGUAUGAGCGACCUGAACUCGCUAGCACUGGGUCCCGCAGACGACCUCGCCGUCCGGACCCCCGUGAUUCUAAAGGCAAGGGUAGGGAACAGCCAAAUGGCCACAGAUAUGAGCCGGCGCCCUUGUCGGAAUGGCCGCCAUCCGGUAUGUCUAGCGAGGAAGAACUUACACUCGGCCACGCUAUGGAACUUGUCUCAAGAGGUGUCCCGGCACACAAAGGGCACAAACGUCCCAUCCCUCACGCUUCGGAACAUUAUUAUGGUUUAUUUACAACAACGGCGGGCAAUCAUGGCGAUGAGGGAGACACCGUUAACCAGCAUAACGCGAUGACCCAACUUACGACCUUGAAAAUACAGGGUUCUGGUCCUCCGAACUUUCCCUGGGAGACCUUAGAACAACCAAGCCUUGCAUUUGGAUAUGGAACUCUCCCUGGCACCAUUACUCUGAAUCACUGGGCCGGUCUCUUCAGUGCUGUACCGCCUCUUAUCGGGCUUCGUGAUCCUGGCUUCCUCCCAAGAGAAGUUAGUUUAACUCAGAUUUUUGAUCGACUGAAGGAUUUGGAAGGUGGUUUGGAAGACGACGACGACGAUUUACUAUAUCGUAUAUACAAACGAUUCCUCCGAGAUCCUGAUAAGGUUUUCAAUCCGCACAGGACGAUGGAACGACAGAUCAUGGAUUUGGUUAUGUGCCUGUCGGGUUCGGAUUGGAUUGAUUUCUCGAAUCCAAAGAACCAGGUUGUGACGAAGUACAUCUAUGAUAACAGCCCGGAAAAUCAACAGCAAUACCAUAAAUUCUUCUACCAGCUACUCCUGAGUCUCGAGCUGGAGUUGCGAAUCAAUUCGAGGCUCCAUACAGAUUGGGCCAAGGAGAGACUUAUUGCGCAGAUUCCACCUAAGAUCCAAUGGAAUCUAGCACUUGCUAGACGGUGGAGGGAUUUCGUCCGUGUCGAGAAAUACGGCGAAACCGCCGAUCAGGUUAAACUGCGGUUCAAGCUGAGAAAGAGACAGGUGAAGAUGUUGAAGAGAUUCGCCCAGAUGAUGAAGUGGCCGAACCUCCAUGAAACAUUGGACGAGCUGAGGGAGAGAGAUGCGGAGGGCUCUUUAAUGCCUGUUAGUUCGCACGCUAUGGCUUUCUUUAGUGGUCUGGUUCUACCAGGACCAACAUUCCCUUAUCUCAUCAUGAACUCCCUAAUCGACAUCGAUCCUGAUGAGGCAACGGACGACCUUGCCUUACUCACGCACCUUCAUCCUCACUGUGGUUUCCAGUAUCGCAAGGGAUAUACCUACUGGGCUUCGACCUGUAUUGUUGGUAAAGUGCUUGCGCCAACCUGUCUCGAGGUCGCCGGAUGGGUUGGCCCUGCUCGGCCCACGAGUGAUUUAAAUCGCACUCAAAUCGCCCGCAUCCGCACCAAAAAACCACGGCAUCAUAUGUUAACCCCAGAAGACGUAACAUCGAUGAGCGACAGAUCGGACCCCUUGGGACCGCCCUCUAGAGUUUACCCCGUUAGAGACUAUGAUCUACUUACACCAGACAUGGACGACAUCGUCGAUACGAUACGAAUCGAGCAAAUCAAUCUUAAGACGGUCCCCGAUAAGCUAGAUGCGAAUCCCAAAUGGUUCGAUGCGUCGAUACAGUUCGCCAUUGACGGCGUGUCGUGGCCGCUUCAUCUGACUUUCGAUGUCUCGUUCAUCAGCGCCUGGCCUUGUUCUGACGGACCGCAUCCUCUAUUCUUCGAUUAUGUCCAUACCCUCCGUACUGUCGACGAAGUGGUGGAUAUUCUCGACUGGGGUAAACCUAUUGACAAGAAAAGGAGCACUGCGUCUAUAGCGGUUGGCGGUAGUAAAACAACACAACAUAUUGACGAUGGUGACGAGGAGAGAGUGCUAGUAAUCCAAGCAUUUGGCAAUCGCGACAAUGAAGUCUUGGCGCGGGCAUGGUGUUCCCACUGGGGACUAAGCGCAGUCGUGGCGGACAUCAGUAGGACUUGCAUGGCGUGCGCUAUCCGCGAAGCUUACGCGGCAACCUUGAAGGUGGUAAUACUUGUUGAGGAUCAACCGGGUGAUGCAGAAUAGGGGAGGAGGCGGACAGGAGUUUCACAGGGGGUGUUUUGCAGGUCUGCUUUGAGAGAGGGACAAGGGUUCGGGAUGGGAAAUAUGCACAGACUAUUAAUUCCUACGAUCGCAAUGGCGAGGUCGAUGACUUUCACGAUGGUUACACGAUUAUCUAGGUGUUCCGGGCAUCGGGCGCGUGGCUUGGGUUAGCUGAAAAUUUGUUUCCUACCUCGGAAUGGGGAGUCGAUCGCGUAGAUAUACCCAGUCAGUCCGUUUCUGCAAAAUGUUUCCGAUUUCAAAUUUACAUAUUAAUUACUAUUCCCUCACGCGAGGAAAGCAACC
Molecule: messenger RNA, 2909 nt
Organism: Annulohypoxylon maeteangense
Lineage: Eukaryota; Fungi; Ascomycota; Sordariomycetes; Xylariales; Hypoxylaceae
Exons: 4
Coding region: 381-2588 (735 amino acids)
Source: RefSeq, a predicted model, not a curated record